Molecule: messenger RNA, 4242 nt
Organism: Sabethes cyaneus
Lineage: Eukaryota; Metazoa; Arthropoda; Insecta; Diptera; Culicidae
Exons: 9
Coding region: 1-4242 (1413 amino acids)
Source: RefSeq, a predicted model, not a curated record
AUGUUUGGUUCCAAACUGCGAUCAUGGAUGGAGAAUCAUAUCGUUCGCCCCAGGAAAAAAGGAAAUAAAAACAAAAGUGGCAAUAGCAGCAGCAAUUUCGGUAUUUUAACCGCCCAGAAUGGCCACGCUAAAGGAGCAUCGUACGCCGCGGACGGUGGCACUACUACUACUAUCGGAAGUCCUGCCAGGCGGAGUGAAGUUUCACCCAUCCAGAGUCACACCAAAAGCCGGCGUGGUUGGCAAUCUCCGAAUCAGGAUCAGGCUCCAUCGUUAUCACCGAAACUCGACGACCAACAGCAUUAUCAACUGCAAUACCAAUGUGUUCGCAAUCAAUCGACGGCGCCAAUAUACGGAAAUGGAACACUUCCUUCGGGGACAGGUUGUCAAUACAAUACACCACUAACUUCCUUCGGAAGUAGCAGCUAUAUUGCGAACGGGUACCUUGCACCGCAGCAGGUAGUGCCGCAUUGCACAAUUUCAUCGCCGAAAAGUAUUCUCAAACACAGCACUUCAGAAACGAAUAAUAGUGGAAACUAUUCUAAAAGCGUUGACAGCAACUACUCUCAUACGAUGUACGGUAUGAAGGAGGAAGGCUAUCGAAAAUCCUGCGGUGCUGGGACGGGCGUUAUGACCUCCGCUCACAACGGUAGCUACGGAAAUGUGAUGGUAAACACAUUGAAUUACUCUACUGCAACCAGUUCUAGCAAUGAACUGCUAGAGGACCUGCAGCACAUUGAACAGAAUCGCUUGAAAAAAGGACAACACAUAAAAAUUAGUUCUAGUUCAUCGUCGUCAGUAAAUUCGAACAACAACAUGAUUAACAACAACAGCAUGAUUGGUAACAAUAACAACACGUAUAUUGGUAGCAAUGGAUUCGAAGCACAGAGUAAAUAUGGAAAACCGUCGGGUUUGUCUGGUAAACAUCAGAUUUCCCAACAAUUCAGUAGUGCGGGACCAUAUUACGAGCAGCACAACAGCAUCAAUAACAAUUCAGUGUACGGUGGAGGAAAAUAUGCAGCCCCGAUAGGUCAACUGAAGCCCGCAGUCUGCAAUGCACCUUCCACAAACAACACCCCACACGGUGCCAAAAGUAAUCGCCUUAUUACCGGCCCCAACAAUAAUAACAAUAACAACAAUUUUGAAAUAUGUCACACAAAUUCAAACGUCGGUAGCGGUUCCAGCCAUACCCAAACCGUCAGUUCAACAUUAUCGAGCUUCACCAGCAAAUUUCACAAACUGGCUGCCAAUAGAAACUCGCUCGACCAAACCGCGGCCUCCACCACCGUCACCGUCAACAACACCAGCAGCAAUGGAAAACUGAAUCAUGUGAACAACAACAACAGCAACAACAAUGCCAGCGGUACACCAUCUGCUUCCGGAAUCGUUUACCAUCGCCACAAAGAACAACGGCAACAGCAAAACUCCCAGCAGAACCCAGCAGCACAACCUCACCACACCCACAACGCAACUGGAACUAGCAACGGCACCGGUCAGCAUCAUCCGCAUCACGCCCAUCCACCGCACCCGGUUGGCCAUCACAAUACGCUGUCCUCACCGGAAAGUGCUUACUCUACUGGAUACUCAACGGACGGUACAUCGCCCGGUGGCUGCUCUUACGCGCCGGAGUAUUACAUCAACAUCAGGACUGGCACCCACUACUUUCCGAAAGGACUCACAGCAUGCAGUGGUGGUGGCGGCAUUGGCGCCGGAGGAGGACCAGGAGGCUUCGACAAUGGAAACAAAUUCAAGUGCGGUCUCAACCGGAUUGAGGAGAAACAUGUUGAGUUUGCUGUUGAGGAUUUGCCAUCUCCAAGAAAAUGCUCCAGCGAAUCCUACGAGCUGCAAAAAGGAAGUGAACUGGUUGCGAGCGGAAAAGGCUCAACCGGCAUGGCAAUUCUCAAGAACGAUUCCAGCAGUAGCAGCUGCAAUAAUAACGGUAGCAGCAACAACAACAACGGUUCCUUAUCACAACAGCAGCAUCAGACGGUGCCAAAUGCAAUUGCAAUGAGCCCUAUUAUGCAGAAAAAUCUCGGCAUGCAGCACUAUCGUAGCAUAGAAUCUCCCUCGCCGAGGCAACGCUGCCGCAUCAGGACCAACCCGUGGCUUACGACUCUGGACGGAUCGUUGGCCAGUGCCAGUCUCAAGAGGACGGAUCAAGACUCGGGAUCGACGACUUCGUCGGGAAUCAAGUCCAGCAGUGGCACAGAUGACAAUAAAAAAGACUCUAAGAAAUCAAAUGCCCUUUCCGAUUCGGAAUCCAGUUCGUCAACGGAGAAGGUUGUUAGUAAAAAGAUGUUAACUCCGAAAAGCAUUCGGAAAGGGGCGGACGUGUCCAGACUAGACAGUAAAGCUACCACCUUCUGCUCCAAUCUGGACAGCGAUGAGGAUGCGACUCUAAACGAAAUGAUGGGCAAAUUCGACGAGAGUUACCAUUACGAGAAAGAGACUGACAUCUUGAGCUGCAGCGAUUCAGAUCCGACGGACUGUCCGUCGGAUAUCGACACAGGGCAGGACGCCGGUGACGAAUGUGAUACGGAUGAUUUGCUGGAUCUGGACUUCAUCGAUACCGGAUCGAUGCAGGAAGUCACCGAUAAGGAAAGUUACAAACACACCGGCAGUUGUUCCUAUCAUAACUUCCCGGAGAAAUGCUCGUCGAAGCAUCGAACUCGUGGCAAGCGAACCGGCGAAAAUGGUAGCUCAAAACGGCGAAAGAAAUUGGUUCGCACCCGGAAGAAGCAAGUGGACGGAACGAAUGGAGUCUCACCGGUAGGCAAUGUAGCUGUCAGCCGAGGUUGCAGGAGCCUUGGUGGAACACCAGUGUCAUUGAGAAGAAAUCAGUCUGAAGAGAGAUCAUCAAAUCACAACUCACCGCUGACGAACCGAAGUAAUUCGUUGACAUUUACCGAAGUGCAUUCACUCCACAGUCGAAUACUAGCGAUUUCGGAAAGUGAAAAGGCACUCCUAAGAGCUGAUCUCGAAGCCGAUGUAAAGUACAAGCAGUUGAUACAUGAAGCAGAAACUAUUCUGUUUUCAAUGAAAACAAACACCGUUAAGGAAAUGAAAGAAACAAAAGAACCACCGACUACAAUUUGCAGUCCUCGGAGAAUCUGCAAUCCACCGGCGAACAAACGAGUAGAAAUCCUACGAAACUGCGAAGCAGAUCUCAAGCGAGAGUUAGCUAAAACAUGUUCGCAACGUUGUUCGGAAAACGGCGCCGAACUGAAUCCAAUCGAGGGGGUCAUCAUUAACAAACGGCUGGAAGUUCUUCGCUACGAAACAUCCAUUUCGGCUCCGAACAGCCCCAAAAACUCCCGAGUAAUACCGCGAAAAACUCACGUUAGUAAUUUCAUAAACCAGAACAUGUGCUCCGAACUGAUACGUCGCCAAAACGAUAACGAGAAUGACCUGAAAAGUGCCAAAAUGUCUACGCAAGCAGUAACCUACGAGCGCAACAUUGUACCUCCGAAGUCGCCAAUCAUCACCAGAAGACGAUUCCGCAGCCAAAGUCCUAAGCUGAGCAUCGAUUCCGACUCGGACUCGGACUGUGAUUUGAGCCGAAACUUAGACAAAAAUCACAACAAAAGUAAAUGCAACAAGGAGAAUAUUUCCUCUGCGAGGAAAAACAUUACAGGGAAACAGUUGAACACCUUCAGACAUACGAUUCACUCGGCCGGUUUGGCGGGUGAAGGCGAUUCUUUCGCGACCGAGGAGAUUGCGACUGUCGGAAAAACGAUAAUUUACUCCAGUUCGCUGAACGAAAGCGACAUGAAGAGGGGAAUACAGAAGUCGCCGCUGAUGUCAUUCCGAUCGGUGGAUAUCGGAAACACGAUUACCGACGAUAGUUACUGUCCCCAAAGUGAACCACUGAAGAGGAAGAUCUACACCGGUAGUUCUACGUUCGAGAAAAUUCAACGCAGCCUCGAUGCCGAUCCGGAGCUGUCGAAGAAAGCUUUGCUGCACAAAAUCACGCUGCUGCGACGCGAGCGCCAGGCAAAGUCACAGCAGGAAAACGCUGCUAACGUUACACAUCCGAAACACGAACCAACCGGCAGCAGCAGCAGCAAUAGUAACGCUUCGACGGCGAUGGUAACGACAUCGACCCUCGUAACGGUGACUAACGGUGAUAAAGCUUUCGAUGCGGAAACCAAACAGCAACUAAUAAUGAGCACCCUCGCCGAUAUCAAGCGAAGCCUCGAGGAUCAAAGCGUUGAACUGAACGAGCUCAACGAUUCCGAUCAUUAA